GCGGAGUCGACUGCGCGAACGUCUGCGAGCUGAGGGCGGAGUAUAAAAGCACCCCGUCUACGUCAAACCUUCAGCGAUGAUGGACGACGACGUAAAACGGCUCGAAGCUGAGGCUGUCACGCUCCGAAGGGUGGCCUUUGUGGGCGUCGCCAUAUCAACGGUAGCAACAUUGGUCUGUGUGGUUUCUGUGCCAUUGCUCUACAAUUAUAUGCAACAUAUGCAGUCAAUAAUGCAGAGUGAAGUGGACUUCUGCAAAUCACGGUCGGGUAACAUAUGGCGGGAAAUCACUCGUACACAGGUAUUGUCCAAGGUAUCCGUACGAAGGGAUCGUCGUCAGGCCGGCUACUCUUCUGCAGGUGUAGAAGGUGCAAUUGAAACGGCACCACAAGGAGUUUGCUGCGGAUGUGGAGUAUCCCCACAAGGACCACCCGGACCACCUGGUCCCGAUGGCGAACCUGGGGCCGAUGGUGAACCAGGCGCUCCCGGAAAGGACGGCCCUGACGGACCUACCGCUACACCGCCACCACAACACGAGUUCUGCUUCGACUGUCCUGACGGUCCUGCUGGACCUCCUGGAAAUCCAGGACCUAAGGGACCACCUGGACCACCCGGAGCACCUGGAGCCGAUGCUGACGGAGGCAGCCGUGGACCACCUGGACCUCCUGGACCACCCGGACCUCCAGGACCAGACGGACCCCCAGGAAAUGCCGGCGCACCUGGAGCACCUGGAAAACUCACUGAAGUGCCCGGACCCGAAGGACCCGCUGGACCACCCGGACCGCCCGGACCUCCUGGACCAGAAGGACAGCCCGGACCUAAUGGCAACCCUGGACAAGACGGCCCACCCGGACCACCUGGUGAUGACGGUGCUCCUGGAGCACCCGGACAACCAGGACCUGUCGGUCCAGCUGGACCCGACGGUGAUCGUGGACCAAGCGGCGGCUGUGAUCACUGCCCACCACCUCGUACGGCUCCUGGUUAUUAGGCUCACGAAAAAUGAUCGGUCUUAUUGUCCUGCCCUUUCUUCACUGCCAGCUCUAAUGUGUUUAGUUCGUGGAGUGUGUUGUGUUUCAACAUCUCGGGUUGCAUGUGUGGCUGCACCCUUCGUUUUAAACUAUUGAGCCACAUAUCCUAAUCCGAGUUCUAAGCUAUCGAUACAGUUCCGUUUGUAAUCGAUAAUCAUCAUCAGACAUCAGGUAGCGAUCUUUAGCAAAUCACAUUGUGUGUGUGUUCCGGGCGAUGUAUGUAUUGCUUAUGCCUCAAUGCCACUUUCAGGCGAAGUCUUUGAAGCUUCGCCUACGUCGUGACGCGUUCGUUCAACAUGUCCUGGCUUUCGUUUAUUAUAACUAAAUAAACAAUAAAAAUUAUGUGUUU
Molecule: messenger RNA, 1374 nt
Organism: Cylicocyclus nassatus
Lineage: Eukaryota; Metazoa; Nematoda; Chromadorea; Rhabditida; Strongylidae
Source: the annotation of a GenBank genome assembly